Closterium sp. NIES-65 is the source of this 1191-nucleotide messenger RNA. The record is from the annotation of a GenBank genome assembly. NCBI's taxonomy places the organism in Eukaryota, Viridiplantae, Streptophyta, Zygnematophyceae, Desmidiales, Closteriaceae.
AUGGUACUUCUGGGAAUGAUGCCGGAGACCUCCUCGCCUUGGCAAGAGCCAGGCAAUCCCGAUCCCGACUCGCUGGCAAGCAAGGUGGAAGACUCGGCAGCAGGGAAGAGCGCUAGCGCGGCAGACGUCGCCGUCAGUGCCAGUUCAGAAAACGCUGAUACUGCUACUGCUACGCCUUCCAGCAGUGUGCCAAUAUCGUUAUGGCCCAGCCGCGUGGAUCUCGUAAUCCGCAGCCACGUGUCAAGCAGCUUCUUCCUCCUGGAGAUGCUCUUUGACAGCAUCGAGCAGAUGUGGCCACGUGGCAUUGGUGACGUCAUCCUCAUCCUCGACAGUGACGAGCGAUUGGCUGAGGACCUCAUUCCCACGUGGAUCAAAGUCUACUACGAGAUUAACAUGCUGAAGCUUCCGGGAAAGAUCCUGCAGCAGUGGAGCUACCUCUGGGCUGACAAAUACACAACAGCCCCUUGCGUGGCCUUGAUUGACGAUGACGUCAUCUUCAACAUGAAAGUAACACCCGGGUUACUGUUCAACCUGAUAGAUGGCAAGCCGUACGUGAUUGGCAGCGUGCAGCGACAGCUGGACCACUGGUUACCGUCCACCAAGAUUUUCGUUGGCAAGGACAAGUACUUCGCCAACUUCAUGGUGCAGCUGCCAUUCCUGAUGCCGACCAGCGUGCUGCCUAGAUUCAGAAGCCAUGUAGCGAAUCUGCACAAGGAUAAGGGCGGCAGCUUUGACUCCGCUUUCAAGUGGUUCUCCAAGCAUGGGCCGAAGUUUGAGCGGACCCAAAUUGCCCACACGACCAUUGGGAACUACAUGUGGGCGUAUGCUCAUGAUGAGGUGCACUGGGCCUUGGAAUGGACAAGUCACACGCCGAUCCCUCGCGUGGGCAUGCAUCUGCCCUACACGAAGCCGUUCCGCAUCGCCACGAAGCACGACGACAACGCGCCACGUGUCAUCAAGACGUAUGUUCAGGUGGCAGCUUACUACUCGCACGAGGGUGUGUGCCAUGCAUUGCCUGAUGGGGAGCUGCCUGGGUGUGAUGAUGUGAACCGCUUCCCUCAGAGGCAGAUAUGGCAGUAUGCCAUGGAUUGGUAUGACUGGCCUGCUAUCAAGAAGAAGAAGGCUAAUGCUACUAUAUUGUAUGAUCAGUACCGGAGUGAGCUGGCGUGCAUGUACUGGAGGGUAGCUUAG